AUGCGGAAGCACUGGAAGCGACGCAGCUUGGAGCUCGACGCCGCGGUUUCAACCCGACAGUUGCGCAGGCGCAGCGCUGCCCGCGACCUGGGCGUGCAGGGCACGCACGGCGGCGGCACUUGGAAAGUAUUCCUGGGCUGGAUGCGCAAGGGGAUUGCCAGGGCCCGUUGGCCGCCCAUGGAGGACAUACUUUCGGAGUACAGAGAGGUCAUGGCCACAGACACCCCCGAACGUCGCAGGCUUAUCGCUGAAGGACAUGCGAAGACCAUCGCGUGGCAGCGAUUGGGGAAGCAGCGCGCUCAUGGAGGCCGGGGCCCACGUAAGAGACUCAGACUGAUGGACAUCGCGGGCGCAGCAAAUGCAUGCGUGCCAACGACUUGCGGGAUCGAUCGUUUGGCUGUCGUGCAUAAGGAUAUGCAGUGCAGGAACUUGCGGGAAAAGCUCGCUCUUAACGCAGAGCGGCGCAAUCGGCAGCAGCUGCUGGAGCGGUGGUCCCAAGAAGUCACGGCGGCUUCGUUGGAGGGUGGGCGGUCCAUUUUCCCCAGUUCGACCACAGGCUUGCGCGCCCAGGCCGUCGGCAGCAGCUUCCCGUGCUCCGUCUUCCGAUGGGAUUGCCCGGUGCGUAGCCUAUCGGAGAAGGUGCUACCUGCGCUGCCGGCAUCUGCAAGGCGUCUUUUGGAGCAGGAGUGGAAGUCGGGCCACCGGCUCUACAAGCAUUCGCAGCAACGCACCUUCGAGGUGAAGAGGUGCCCCAGCCUUAGCCGGGACGCCGGCAUUGUCCUUGUGGGCAAGCAGUACGCGUCCAGGCGCUUGUUCGUACAGUCGUUGACCAAGACGCUCAAGGCUUUAUUCGUGCCCAAGUCCGAGGCCAGGGCUUUCUUGGAUGACGCCAAAGUGGUGCUCCACCUGCGCCGGGGCCAUGACGAGCAGGCGUUAUGGUACCACGCCUCCUUCUUGAAUUACGGCUCUUGGGCGAUGACCCUUUCUCGAUUCGUGGAUGAUGCGAGUGUUGCUCGACAGGAUCUGGCCCGUCCUGGGCAUGCCCUGAUGUGCGUCGAUCCUCCGGAAAUAAAAAACGCAUGGCAAUCGCUACAUGCACUUGAUUUUGGAUCGAGUUGGUCCUGCGAGAUCUUCCUGAUGCAGUCUCGCGAACGUGCUGUUGGCGCAGACUUCACUCCAGCUGCUAUUUCGGUCCGCCGGUUCAUCGAGCCGUUCGAGUUCUGGCGCCCCAUCGAACCAGCAGCGCCUGGGCCCCCGGGCGUUUUGGAGGACGGCGCGGCCGAGGGCGGCGGCGCGGCCGAGGACGACGGCCAUGAAGACGACGACCCGUGGGCUGAGGGCGAGAGUGGCCACGGCGAUGACAUGGGCGCCGCAAUCAUGCCACAUGUAGAUUUUUUGCUAGCCGUCGCCGAAGAGGAAAUGCCGAUGUUCCCAGUCGCAGCCGCGCCCGAGCCUCCCAUAGCAGUCCCGCCAGAGCCCGGUGCGCCAGCGUCGCCAGAGCCCGGGGCGCCAGCGUCGCCAGUGCCUCCACCACCUCCACCACCUGAGCCCCCAGCACCACUUGCGGGGCCGCCGCUGCCCCCCGAGCCGCCCGUCGCAAAAGCGAAAGCGGCAGCGAAGGGGAAGGCGAAAGCGGCGAAGGGUGACCGUGCAUGGGAUUGGGGGCAUUUUAAGAUGGCCCGCGUUUAUAGUGACGACGUUCAAAUCGGGUUUGGCUGCGCAUGCGGCAAGCACACCAUGAUGCCCGGCCAUAAGCCGAAGACUCCUUGCAAAAAACAAAUGACAUUCGGCAAGGAAGGCUUCAGCGAAGAUUUUUGCAUCCGCAAGUUGAAAGCCUGGGCCGUUCGCGGCUUGUCGAUCCCGUUCAAUGAAAUGCUAGCCAGGGCACAGCACGUCGACCCGGAUAUCCGGAAUGACAUUGACCCCGGCACUCACGAGCAGUUGGAGCGCGAAUUGGAGGCUGCGCUCCAAAAGUUGAAGGACGACGGAGUCGACCUUCCCGCCUGA
Molecule: messenger RNA, 2007 nt
Organism: Prorocentrum cordatum
Lineage: Eukaryota; Dinophyceae; Prorocentrales; Prorocentraceae
Source: the annotation of a GenBank genome assembly